Messenger RNA from Adineta ricciae, 1401 nucleotides. The record is from the annotation of a GenBank genome assembly. Lineage: Eukaryota; Metazoa; Rotifera; Eurotatoria; Adinetida; Adinetidae.
AUGGGUCUUUGUCUUGGCUCACUGGGUUCAUCAAUUGCAUGCUGUUUUGGUAAUGCAUUUUGCUCGCUUUGCUGUUCGUCUUGUCCAACAUGUAAAGGUUCAACUUCCACACGUAUCGCUUACAGUUUUAUUCUCCUUGUUGGUUUAAUCACAUCGUGUAUUAUGUUGAUACCUGGCCUUGAUCAUUUGCUACAUAAAAUUCCGGCAUUAUGUAGAAAUACGGCUGUCAAUAAGCAAUUAUUGAACAUGAUAGAUUGUUCGAAAGUGAUCGGAUCACUUGCUGUUUAUCGACUUUCAUUUGGUUUAACAAUUUUCUUCGGUAUUUUGUCAUUAUUAAUGAUUAAAGUGAAGAAUUCGAAUGAUUUUCGAGCAAAAAUUCAAAAUGGCUUUUGGGCUUUCAAACUACUGCUUGCAAUUGCUUUGAUCGUUGCAGCGUUCUUCAUUCCCAACAAUGGUUUUGAUUAUGCAUUUAUGAUUAUCGGAUUAAUUGGCGGAUUUCUCUUUAUUCUGGUGCAAUUACUCUUCUCGAUCGAUUUCGUUCAUUCAUGGAACGAAUCUUGGGUUGAUCGUGUGGAAUCCGGUUCAAAAAAGCAUGGCUAUGGUCUUUUAUUUUUUACUUUUCUUCUCUAUAUCUUAACUAUCACCGGUAUCGUUUUAUUUUAUGUUUACUACGCUCCAAAUCGUACUAUCUGUCGUUUACAUACAUUCUUCAUUUCUUUUAAUCUAUGCUUAUGUGUGAUAUUAUCAAUCAUAUCAAUUCUACCAUGUGUACGAGAAUAUAAUUCUUCGUGUGGUCUUCUUCAAUCAUCAUUUGUUAGCCUUUAUGUGAUAUACUACACUUGGUCAGCAAUGAGUAACAAUCCAGAUAGUCGUUGUAACCCGUCAUUUCGUGCAAUUAUUCAUCCAAUGAAUGCCACAAUAGCAGCCGAUCAAGUUCGACAAGAAAAUUUAUCAGAUCCAAUCACGAUCAUUGGUUUACUGUUCUUUGUUUGUACACUCUUCUAUUCAGUGAUUACAACUUCACGCAAUAGUCGAGCGAAAAAGUUAUUUCUGUCAUCAUCGAUCGAUUCAACUAUAUUAGAUGAUGCACAAUUGGUCAACUCAGUGACAGAUGACAAAUGGAUAUUAGGUAGCGAUGAACAUCAUCAUCAACGAGUCUAUGAUGACGAACGUGGCUCAGUUAAAUACAAUUAUUCAUUAUUUCAUCUGAUGUUUCUAUUAGCCACUCUGUACGCUAUGAUGACACUGACAAAUUGGUAUGCACCGGCGAAAGACUUUCAUACGUAUAAUAAUAAUCUAGCAUCGCUAUGGGUAAAAAUUAUAUCCAGUUGGUUAUGUGUGGUGCUGUACGUUUGGACUUGUAUUGCACCAGCUGUAUUUCCUGAUCGUGAUUUUUCAUAA